Messenger RNA from Alexandromys fortis (reed vole), 311 nucleotides. Its product is annotated as ATP synthase subunit g, mitochondrial-like. Gene Ontology annotation, molecular function: proton-transporting ATP synthase activity, rotational mechanism. NCBI's taxonomy places the organism in Eukaryota, Metazoa, Chordata, Mammalia, Rodentia, Cricetidae. The record is from RefSeq and is a predicted model, not a curated record. The transcript has 2 exons. The annotation marks the transcript as partial. Gene Ontology annotation, biological process: proton motive force-driven ATP synthesis.
ACCCCUGCUGAACUCCCUGCAGCUAUUCAGAGUGCGAAAAAAAUAAUUCAAAGUGCUAAAACUGGUAGCUUCAAACAUCUUACGGUUAAGGAAGCUGUGCUGAAUGGUUUGGUGGCCACUGAGGUGUGGAUGUGGUUUUAUGUCGGAGAGAUCAUAGGCAAACGUGGCAUCGUUGGCUAUGAUGUGUGAAGACUGACCUUCACAUCUGAUUUUAUUUGAGUUCUUUCAAUAUUCUUGGACCACAUGUAAUGAGACUGCUAUCUGAAUAAAAUACCAACUGUCAAAUAGCAGUGUUUCUCUGUCAAGUACUA